UUUGUUUAUGGUCAAUUGGGUCGAUUAUGUCAUGGCGGGUUAGAUGUUUUUCGGCAUCUGAUUUUAAUGAAUUUGUUUUGAAUUACGCCGUCAAUGAUCUCGUUUUAUCUGGUGUCGUUAAAUACUAAGCGUGUCUGUUUAGGGGUGAUCGGUUUAUAAACAAUUCAAAUGCUGAAACAAUUGCAAAUGGGCCUUCGCGCGUUCAUGCUCCUCGCUUCCAAAGUAUGGAGUUGUUUUUGUUAUAUGUUUAAGAAGCAAUAUCGGGCGUUGGCACAGUAUCAGUCUGUCAAGUAUGAGAUCUAUCCGCUUUCGCCAGUCUCUAGACACAGGCUGAGUCUGGUCAAAAGAAAAAUGUUAGUGUUAGACCUAGAUGAGACGUUAAUACACUCGCACCAUGAUGCGAUGUUGCGGCCGACGGUGAAACCGGGCACGCCGCCGGACUUUGUGCUCAAAGUGACCAUAGACAAACAUCCAGUGAGAUUCUUUGUGCAUAAACGGCCACAUGUGGACUACUUUUUGGAUAUAGUGUCCCAGUGGUACGAGCUGGUGGUGUUCACGGCGUCGAUGGAGAUCUACGGCGCGGCGGUGGCGGACAAGCUGGACGACGGCCGCGGCGUGCUGCGCCGGAGGUUCUACAGACAACACUGCACGGCGGAGCACGGCUCGUACACCAAGAACCUGACGUCGAUCUGCGACGACCUCAACAGGGUGUUCAUUCUGGACAACUCGCCCGGCGCCUACCGGGAUUUUCCAGACAACGCGAUACCGAUCAAGUCGUGGUUCUCGGACCCGCUGGACGUGUCGCUGCUGAACCUGCUGCCGGUGCUGGACGCGCUGCGGUUCACUCACGACGUGCGCAGCGUGCUGUCGCGCAACCUGCACCUGCCGCGCCCGCUGUAGUGCAGGUGGAACCCAACUUGUACAAAGGCGGACGCCGCGCGCCUCCGCAGUUAAUUUAUUAUAAUUUCCUCACUCGUUAGGCCGUUCAACGCUUCUAUCAAAUUAUACAUAUAGAUUUAAUAUAGUUAAUUAUGUUUUAAGAUUUGUUUGAGGUACAUCGGAUUAAACAUGUUUGUAAGAAUGACGUGGUUUCUUGAAGCUAGGUAUUUCAAAAUGGCCGACGAGCUUAAGUUAGUGAUGUGUCAAAUGGUAUAAAGUCUUGCGUGUUUUACACUGUAUUUGACAGAUGCGGUACAUUUUGACAGUUCUAAAUAUUAGUUUUUAUGUUAUAAACUUUGAAAAUAUAUCACUACUUUAGAUUGGUCGCCAUUUUGAAAUAUUAUUAUGUUUUUUAUCGCGUUUAAUGUCAAGGCGUUACCUACGGCUGCUGUAGGAGGGCUGUCAAAAGUUAGUGCUUUCUUGUAGAGUGUUUGCAAAAGCACUAUUUGAGUCAUUUAGAAGUCCCACCAAUAUAAAUACUUUUUAGUACAUUUGACAUCUCAUCUUAGUUUUUCUUUUCAAAGUAAGAAAUCGGAUAAAACCGGUAUUUAUGUUUGCAUAAUCGAUUUUCGUUGUCGUCUCCUAACGAAUCAUUUCCUUUCACAUGUACAAAUCUGUAACUGUAAUAGUGAAUAAUAUAGUUGUGAAUAAUAUGUACUUAAUACAAUUAACAUUUAUAAAACAGAGAUGAGAUGUGGUGCUCAAAGUUACUAAAAUCUUUUAUAUUAGAAAAAUAUUAUCUGUUUCACAAUUGUUUACCUUCACAAUAAUUACUAUUCGUAUGAUCUCCUAUUUUUCAUGAACAAUAUAAUCUAUAAUGUACUCUAUGAUAGACAAGCGGAAUUUUAAAACUUAUUUUAUUACGGCCGAUUCAAAUUAUGUCAAACCAAUCAUAAAAGAAAAAAAACUGAAUUAAUUUCUAGAGCUCAUGUAUCACAUGGUACUAAACAGAGAUAUAUUAAAAACAAUUGCAUAAGUACAAUGUUUUCGUAUACGUAAAUAGUCUUACUAGUAAAUUCUUCAUCUUUACGGCCUAUUGGAAAAUAAUAAAAACUCAUAAUUUCAAAACUUACUAGUGACAAUAUGGUAGCAUUUGUUACCUACUCAAAUGAUGUACAAAUCAUAACAGACAGGUUUACUCGGAUUUUUUACUUAUUACAAUUGUUAUAAGGUUGAUUCUCCAGUGAUUCUAUAGCAAUGUUUGCGUUUUGACAAUAUUAUGAUCUAGUGCACUAUGGUACUUACAAGAGCCUUGGACUUCUGUAUUACCACAAAAAAGCGUGUUUGACACAGACUAUGACAGAGGCAUAAGGGUUUCAGUAGUACUAAACAUCUGUUUACCGUGUACCUAAGUCUAGUUUUUGUGGUAAGAUAAUCUCGAAAGUCUUAUAAUAAUAUCCUGUUAGACCAAUAUGACGAAAUAUUUAAAGCAAAUUAUAAUUUGGAAGUAAUCUUGUGGGUCUCAUUGACAGAUCUUUCUAUAAUGGAUCUAAUGAAAUGCCUUUAUUAUAUUUAUCCUACUCGACCACACAGAAAGGGAGCAGUUGAAAACA
Molecule: messenger RNA, 2492 nt
Organism: Plutella xylostella (diamondback moth)
Lineage: Eukaryota; Metazoa; Arthropoda; Insecta; Lepidoptera; Plutellidae
Gene: Dd
Product: CTD nuclear envelope phosphatase 1-like protein dullard
Molecular function (GO): phosphatase activity
Source: RefSeq, a predicted model, not a curated record